ACCCCCAGGCCCUAACAGGUCUCAUCAAGUCCAUCCUCAUGGGCAGCUACUACCUACAAACUCUCCUUACAACAGAGGAGAGGCAGAGAGACCUCUUGGAAGCUAGAAAGAAUGUUCUGGGGCCGGACAGGAGACCUACCCAGCUUCCCGAUGAGAUAGAGGCUCACUUUCCCUUAACCCGCCCGGAAUGGGACUUCAACACACCACACGGUAGGGAGCAUCACCGUCUCUAUUGCCAGACUCUGUUGGCGGGUCUCAAAGGGGAAGGGAGAUGCCCCACAAAUUUGGGCAAGGUACAUGCAGUAACUCAAGGUAAGGAAGAAACCCCUGCCGGGUUUCUAGAGCACCUCAUGGAGGCUUAAAGAAUGUAUACUCCUUUUGACCCCCAGGCCCAGGAGAGGGAAGCUGGCAUAAUCAUGUCAUUCAUCGGACAGUCAGCACCCGAUAUACGCACUAAGUUGCAACGCCUUGAGGGGCUGCAGGAAUAUACCCUGCAGGACUUAGUAAAGGAGGCUGAAAAGAUUUUUAAUAAAAGAGAGACACAGGAAGAGAAGGAGGAGAGGCUACGUAAGUUGCAGGAAGAGAGAGAGGACGAGAGAGAUAAGAAGCGCAAUCAGGAAUUAACAAAAAUUUUGGCCACCGUAGUGCAGGAGUCUAAAAAUAGGCCUAGACUGGUGAGGUACCUGGGAGACAAAGCAAGACCAAGACUGGAAAGAGAUCAAUGCGCCUACUGCAAGAAGAAGGGGCAUUGGGCGAGGAAUUGCCCCGAGAGGACAAAGCGACCACCCAUUCCUGUCCUCUCCCUGGAAGAAGAAGUAGGCCAGUCAGGGCUAGGAGCCCCCCCUCCCGAGCCCAGGGUAACCUUAAACGUAGGGGGGCAACCUGUGACAUUCUUAGUCGACACAGGAGCUCAACAUUCAGUCCUGACCCAAACCUGAGGACCUUUGAGUACCCGGACAACCUGGGUCCAAGGCGCCACUGGAGGAAAACUACACCGAUGGAUAACUGAACGCAAGGUCCAACUGAGCACAGGGCAAGUGACUCAUUCUUUCUUGCUUAUGCCAGAAUGCCCCUACCCUCUAUUGGGAAGAGACCUGCUCUCAAAGGUAGGGGCCCACAUCCACUUCCAUCAAGAGGGGGCCAGGGUGACAGACAAAGGGGGGCAGCCCCUCCAGGUUUUGACUCUGCACCUGGAGGAUGAGCAUAGGUUCCUGGAAGGGCCGCCACUCUCUCUGCCAACAACAGGUUCCGACUGGCUACAAAGAUACCCAGACGCUUGGGCAGAGAUGGCGGGUAUGGGAUUGGCUGAAAAACAACCCCCCCUGAUCAUCAACCUCAAACCCGCAGCCACCACGGUUGCCAUUAAACAACACCCCAUGAGCCAUGAAGCCAGGGAAGGGAUCAGACCACAUAUCAACAGGUUAAUGCAGUUGGGUAUCCGUAAACCCUGUCAUAGUCCAUGGAACACUCCCCUCCUCCCUGUGAAGAAGCCAGGCACGGGGGAUUAUAGGCCAGUUCAGGACCUCCGGGAAGUAAAUCGGAGGACAGAGGACAUUCAUCCAACAGUACCUAACCCUUAUAAUUUACUGAGCACGUUGCCUCCAAGCCAUGUCUGGUAUACGGUGCUUGGCCUUAAAGAUGCAUUCUUUUGCCUCAGACUGAGCCCUCAGAGUCAGCCCCUAUUUGCCUUUGAAAGGAAAGAUCUUGGGACCGGGUUCUCUGGCCAGCUCACAUGGAUGCAACUCCCUCAAGGAUUCAAGAACUCACCAACCUUCUUCGAUGAAGCCCUUCACCAAGAUUUGGCAGACUUCCGAGUCCAUAACCCCAAUAUAAUUUUACUCCAAUAUGUAGAUGAUCUCCUUCUGGCCGCAGAAUCAGAACAUGACUGCUUCCAAGGUACCGGGGCGUUAUUACAAAGGUUGGGGGAAUUGGGAUAUCGAGCAUCAGCAAAAAAGGCUCAGCUCUGUAAGAAGCAAGUCACCUACCUAGGGUAUCAGCUUCAGGACGGUCAGAACUGGCUGACAGAGGGACGAACACAGGCUGUAGCCCUGAUUUCCCCACCCAAAAAUUCCAAGGAGGUGCAUGAGUUUCUGGGUAGCACAGGGUUCUGCCGCCUCUGGAUUCCUGGCUUUGCAGAAUUAGCAGCCCCACUCUACCCUUUGACUAAAGUUACGGCCCCUUUUGUGUGGAAAAAGGAGCACCAGGAGGCCUUUGACAAUAUCAAAUGGCCCUUUCUGUCAGCACCUGCCCUGAGUCUCCCCGAUAUAAACAAGCCUUUCACCCUCUACGUGGAUGAAAGGGCAGGACUGGCAAAAGGAGUCCUAACCCAGCAGCUUGGGACAUGGAAGAGACCAGUAGCAUACUUCAAAAAACUGGACAAUGUAGCAUCAGGUUGGCCCCCAUGCCUCCGAAUAGUGGCUGCUGUGGCUGUCCUCGCCAAAGAUGCAAACAAAUUGACUUUGGGUCAGCCACUCACAGUGGUGGCCCCUCUUGCAAUAGAAGCUAUGGUCCGACAGCCACCUGAUAGGUGGCUUUCAAAUGCACGAAUGAACCAUUACCAGAUGCUGCUCCUCAACCCCAACAAGUUGUGGUUCGGGGCAGCCACAUCCCUAAAUCCAGCCACCCUCCUCCCGGACUCGGAUACAGAGGCCAAUGUGCUCCAUGACUGUCACCAGAUCCUAGCUGAGACCCAAGGUACCAGAGAAGAUUUAAUGGACCGCCCACUACCGGAGGCUGAAUACACCUGGUUCACGGAUGGGAGCAGCUUCCUACAAGAUGGUAUACGAAAAGCAGGGGCAGCAGUGGUGGAUGGUCGGGAUGUAAUCUGGGCCAGUGCUCUACCAACCGGGACCUCAGCACAGAAGGCAGAACUCAUUGCCCUAACUCAGGCGCUUAGAAUAGCCAAGGGCCGAAAAAUUAACAUUUACACUGACAGCCGCUACGCCUUUGCCACGGCUCAUGUGCAUGGUGAAAUUUACCGAAGGGGGGGCCUUUUGACUUCAGGAGGAAGAGACAUUAAAAACAGAACUGAGAUCGUGGACCUCCUACAGGCUCUCUUCUUGCCACUAAGACUGAGCAUCAUACACUGCCCCGGACAUCAGAAAGGAAAUGACCCCGUGGCGAGAGGGAAUCGAAUGGCGGAUGAGGAAGCCAAGAAAGCAGCGUUGGGCCCACAAAUUCUCCCCGUAAAGGCUCUUGCCCAACCCCCGCCCCCGCCCCCCCGUCCUCCACAAGGAUUUGACUAUACGGACCAAGACUUGGAAACAGUCCAAGGGUUGGGGGCAGAAUACGACCAGGAGACAAGAGUAUGGCGUUACCAAGACAAAAUCCUGCUACCCCAGAAAGCGGCCAAAGAACUCCUACUCCAGUUACAUCGAUGGACCCACCUUGGACAUAAGAAACUCAAAAACAUCCUGCAGAGAGAAGAGCAAUUCUAUUACAUUCACAACCUCAACAGACUCCUUCAACAAAUCACCAGUUCCUGUGCUCCCUUCGCCAAAGUAAACACGGGAUGGAUUAAGAUGCCUGAGGGGAUUAGAGUCAGGGGGGAGCAGCCAGGAACCAACUGGGAAGUCGAUUUCACUGAAAUCAAACCUGGAAGCCUUGGAAACAGGUACCUUCUGGUUUUCAUAGACACUUUUUCAGGAUGGACUGAGGCAUUUCCCACCAAGCGUGAGACUGCACAGGUGGUAGUCAAGAAAAUCCUUGAAGAGAUCUUCCCACGGUUCGGGCUACCCAAGGUAAUAGGUUCAGAUAACGGACCUGCCUUUGUCUCUCAGAUCGGGGACUCCGUGUAUGGCCGACGCCACCAAGCUAAAACUCUUGAACCCCGCUGGAAAGGCCCUUACACCGUGAUCCUGAUAACCCCCACAGCUCUAAAAGUAGAUGGGAUUGCAGCAUGGAUCCACGCUUCUCACGCCAAGAAGGCCAUCGCCAGCGGAG
Molecule: messenger RNA, 3942 nt
Organism: Mesocricetus auratus (golden hamster)
Lineage: Eukaryota; Metazoa; Chordata; Mammalia; Rodentia; Cricetidae
Biological process (GO): DNA integration; virion assembly; proteolysis
Molecular function (GO): aspartic-type endopeptidase activity; nucleic acid binding; RNA-DNA hybrid ribonuclease activity
Source: RefSeq, a predicted model, not a curated record